Molecule: messenger RNA, 2803 nt
Organism: Toxorhynchites rutilus septentrionalis
Lineage: Eukaryota; Metazoa; Arthropoda; Insecta; Diptera; Culicidae
Gene: Snmp2
Product: sensory neuron membrane protein 2
Exons: 9
Coding region: 746-2473 (575 amino acids)
Cellular component (GO): membrane; cytoplasm
Molecular function (GO): scavenger receptor activity
Source: RefSeq, a predicted model, not a curated record
UGAAUUUUAGUUGCUCAAUGACCGCGGCUCGCGAGUGACACGAAAAUAGUGAGCGCUUGGGAAAGGUGCGACUCAAAGAUAGUAGUUUUAGUGCAGUGUCUUAGUAGUUUAUAGAAGGUGUUUUUUUGUUGUUGUUGUGUACAGUUAUAUUGUUUCACUCUUAACGAAUCGGCGUGAAUAAGUUGUUCAUCGAUAGUGGUUCGACAGCUGCCGAAUAGUCCAUGGAUCUGAUCAAAUAUUCAGCAGGGCUGCACGUGUUAGGAAAUGUACUGAGGAAAUUGGUUUUCUCUCCCACUAGUUUAAAUCCUUUUGCAGAAGUGAAACCAACUAGCAAGUAUGUUCCAGUAGGUAAACGUGCAGAAUGAGUUGAAAACCGGUAACCAAUUCUUGAGGAAUCGUCCAAUGCCGUAGUUAUUGGACAGAUAAUCAAGUGUCGAACCCACCCCCCUCUGAGCACACACACACACAAUGUGCAACGCGUUUUUAAUGAAAGUUGUCCAGUAGUAGCGGCGGCAGCAGCAGCAGUAAAAGAGUUGGCAAUAGGGAGUAUGCGAAAGUGAAUGCAGAAAGAGUGAAAUAGCAUAAAAUCAACCACACGAAGAAACCAAAAUUGUUUAUUUUUUUCGUCAUCCUCGUGGUGUGGAGGCGCGUGCUCGAAAUUAACAAAACGGUGUAGGACCUAGUGACCAACAGUAGUGGCAACAGAAGCAGUAGCAGCAGCAGCCGAGCAUAAGAAGGACAGAAAAUGGUGCAAUGGACGCUGGUAUGGGCCGGCAUUGGUGUUCUGAUUGCCAUCUCGGGCGCCCUGCUCGGAUGGAUCGUUUUUCCUGCGGCGGUUCACGAGAAGAUUAUUGAGAACACAGAACUCCGCCAAGAUACGCCACAGUUUAAACGAUGGGAGGUAAUACCACAACCGUUGGAUUUCAAAGUUUACCUUUUCAACGUAACAAACCCCUACGAGGUGCAAAUGGGACGACGACCACGAGUCGUUGAAGUUGGACCUUAUAUUUACUUCCAAUACCGACAGAAGGAUAAUAUUCGAUUCAGCAGAGAUCGCACAAAAGUCCACUUUUCUCAACGACAGACGUAUCUAUUCGACGCCGAGUCAUCGUAUCCACUUACGGAGAACGACCAAAUCACAGUACUAAAUAUGCAUAUGAAUAGCAUAUUACAAAUCAUUGAUACCCAAGCAAAGGAAACAAUCACAAGUUUUCGAUCCGAUGUUAACAAUACUCUAGAAAAAAUCCCAGUAGUUAGAGUUAUAAAACGAAUUAUAGAGCGAACAACACCGAUACAAUCCAUCCUGCAAAUAGCCGAAGACGAAACGUACGACAGCUUGCGGUUGAUCAAUGUCGAGUUGAACCGCAUCUUUGGCCGGCCAGACUCGAUGUUUCUGCGAACCACGCCAAAAGAAUUCCUGUUCGAUGGAGUGCCUUUCUGCGUGAAUGUCAUUGGCAUUGCUAAGGCGAUCUGCAAAGAGAUCGAGAAGCGCAACACCAAGUCCGUGAAGAUGAUGCCCGAUGGUUCGAUGAAGUUUGCCUUCUUCAAUCAUAAAAACAUGACCGACGACGGAGUGUACACGGUCAACACUGGUAUCAAGGAUGCAUCACAGAUGCAUAUGAUCGAGAAUUGGAACGGCAGAACCAUGCUGGAUAAAUGGAGCAACCGCUCCUUGGGGCUGUCGGCGGUUUGCAACAGGGUUUACGGAACCGACGGUUCCGGAUAUCCUCCGUUCAGGGAGGGAGUACAGAAGAUGACCAUCUUUAGUUCCGAUAUCUGCAGAACUGUAGACAUCAAAUACGUGGGUCCGUCUAGUUACGAAGGUAUUACGGCCAUGCGAUAUGAAACCGACAAUAAUUUCCUCCACGAAAUUGGACCAGAGUACGGCAAUCAAUGCUAUUGCAUCAAUCAGAUUCCCAAAGCCAUAGUGAAAAGCAACGGAUGCCUUCAUAGAGGUGCCUUGGAUCUCUCCGCAUGUCUCGAUGCCCCCGUAGUAAUUACUCCACCCCAUAUGAUGGGUGUAGCCGAGGAAUACAGCGGCCUGAUUGAUGGCAUGCAUCCAGAUCCGGAUAAGCAUCAGAUCUUUGUUGACGUUGAACCGCUCACCGGAACGCCACUGAACGGAGGCAAACGGGUCCAGUUCAACAUGUUCCUGCGGAGGAUCGACUCGAUCCGGCUGACCGAUCGCUUGCAAACCACCCUGUUUCCGGUGCUCUGGAUCGACGAGGGGAUCGCCCUGAACGACGACAUGGUGAAGCUGAUCGACGACAGUCUCAUGAAGGUCCUCUCGCUGCUGGAUAUCAUUCAGUGGUGCAUGAUAGUGAUUGGACUGCUGCUGGCGAUCGUACUGCCGGUCGUGUACUUCGUAAAACGGAAAUCUGUCCCACCUCCGAUUACACCAACCCUGACAACGACAACCAGUGCCGCCAGUAUUCCGGACGUCAAUGGACUGCGGGACAAUCCCAGCAAAUGACAGUCGCUGAAUGUGACCUUCCUGGACUGAUACAAGCGAUGAUGGAGUGACCGAUGAUCGAAUGAACGCGUCAAAUAAACGAACGAGAACGAGAAGCAAUGAUAUUCAAGUGCCAAGGGGAUAUGUAUAGUAUAUAUAGAGAGUGCAGCGAGAGACUGCAAUCAACAAAUUUAUUUCGUGCAUUUUAGUGCAAACUAAGUCAAUCCGAUUCCGCCCAAAUCAUAGAGUUGAGUUAUGUUUUGUAUUUUUUGUCGUAUUUUCACAGUGAAAGGAAAUUUUAAUAGCUAGUUGAUAGUGAUGUUUGUAGAUAAGUAAAAAGAGUUAACGUUU